Messenger RNA from Gasterosteus aculeatus aculeatus (three-spined stickleback), 7040 nucleotides. Lineage: Eukaryota; Metazoa; Chordata; Actinopteri; Perciformes; Gasterosteidae. The record is from RefSeq and is a predicted model, not a curated record.
CCCAUGCGACUUGGAGGCGAACCGGCUCCACACACCAGAAACAUCGCAUUAUGGCCUCGCGCUGAGCCUACUGUUGCGACAGUUGUGUAAAUACCUCACCGGCAAUCCGUCACCAUCGACGCCUUGAUCAUGGACCUCCGGUCCAGAGGCUUUUUUCGGGGCCAUCGGAGUUGUCAUUAGUACUCCCGAAGUACUAUAUUAUUUGAUUUUUAGCACUGUCACUUUUGCACGCCCGGGGAUUUAAACCGAAGUGACAGCAGUAGCACUUACCCCAUCUGCCGGUAAGCUAGCUAGCUCGCUAAGUCAAUAGCCAAGAAGGGCAUCACUUUUCUUCUGGAGUAAAGGACAAGGAAACUACAACACCACUACUUUCAGUAACAGAAGACUGAUCAGAGGCCGAUUUCCCAACAUACUCAGUAUUGAUUCCUGACAGGCUGGCAACACAAAGCCACCCUAAUGCAGAACCAUAAAAGAACGUGAAAUGAACAAACCACCACAGCCUAUAACGGGACCUACGUCUGUCCCAAACCCUUCCCCAUCCCCUGGAUUGACACAGGCCGCCUAUGGUCCUGGACAGCCCCCCUCUCUUGUUUUUGCCACCCCUCCACCUCCACAAAUGAACUCUGCACCGCAGCCAAGACAGUUUGCUGCAGGCCCUCGUACUUUACACCAACAGGGUGGAUACAGAGCAUUACAGAGCUACUAUCAGAACCGACCAGCCAUGGCCACUAGUGCUCCAAGGGUACAGACAAGUAGUGGCCCACGAGCUGUCGGCCCGACGCACGUCUACCCGCCCAGCUCCCAGAUGAUGAUGAUAUCCCAGCAGCAGCUGUCUUUUCCUGGCUCCCCUCAGGGUUACUUUAUCUCCCCUGGACAGUACCGGACCCCAUAUAUGCCUCCUACUCAGCAGUAUCCUGUGACCAGCGGUACAGCGGGCUUCUAUCCGGGAACCAGCCCUGCUGAAUACCCCGCGUAUGAGCCCUCUCUUGCUGCGAGGGAGAGGCGGGGUGGUGGGGGGAGAGGGGGCGGGCGAGAGAACGGCCGUCUCUCUCUCCACGGUGCUCCUCUCACCUCCCAGCGCUACCCUGCAGGAGCAUACUAUCCGGCUCAGCCGCCGUACUCCGCAUCUGUCCAGCCGGCGCCAGUCAUGAUCAACCCCGCGCAGCAACAGCAACAGCAACAAGCGCUGCCUCCCCAGCAGCCGCCGGCGCAGCCGCCAGGGCCACCAAAGAGGGAACGCAAACCGAUAAGGAUACGAGACCCCAACCAGGGUGGCCGUGAUAUCACAGAGGAGAUCAUGUCCGGUGGAAGGUCCACCACCACACCGACUCCCCCACAGACCUGCGCAUCAGAUGCAAGUCCUCCACAGACUAAUGGCGAAGUUACGCAGGCGGCCACUACAGUGACGAGAAAAGAUGAAAACACCGAGCCCCCUGCUAGCGCUGAAACCCCUCCACCUCCUGCAACAGCAAAUCCAGAGCCUGAGGAGGACGACGAGGAGGACGACGACGAGGAGGAGGACGACGACAAACAGGAAACAGACAGCCAGAUGACAACGCCGCCGCCACCGGCUGAGUUAGCCCCACAAUUUGAAGCCCCAACAGUCGCCGCUGCUGAUGAGGUGCCAUCCCCUUUGACUACGGACCUGGAGUCUCCCUCUUCCCUCCCAGCAGCAGCAGAAUCAUCACCAUCUUCUACUCCUCCUGCUGAGGCAGAAAAUACAGUUGAUACUAAAGUUGGUGACACGGUUGACGCUCCUGUCGGCCCUUCAGCAUCAUUAGCAGCACAGGAGGCGGCUGUCAAAAUGGAAGAACCACAGGCUUCCCCGGCUCCAGCUGAGAAAGCACCAGAAAAGGAGGAAAAGCAGACGGAGAAAGUGAAGAAAUUGGAAAAAGAGGAGCAUGUAGCCAGCACUAAAUUGGAGCCCACGGUUGAGGCUGCUACGAUACUUCCCCCCCAUAACGAGACAAAAGCAGUGAAGGCUACAAAGACAGAAACUGAAGCCUCUCCGCCCCCUGAGCAGGAACCUGCUGCUCCACAGACCCACAAAGUCGCCCCGAGCUCUGAACCUGAAGCCACGCCGGCUGAAGUGGCGGAGCCGCUUCUUCCCAACGGCCUUCCUCCGGACACAGAGGAACUGUCUGAGGAAGUGGUGUUUUUAGACUCUACGCCCCCGGACAAGCCCGACGCUUCUCCAUCUCAGGAACCAACACCUGUGGCCAAAACGUCAACGCCCACCCAGGAAGUGGAAGAAAAAGAGGCAGAAAAGGAGGCAGAACGGGAGGAGGAAAAAGAGGAUGAGAAAGAUGAGGAUGCCCCUCCUGCCUCUGUUAGCUGCCCAUCAGAGGAAUCUACUAUGCAAGCUGCAACUUCUGUACCAAAGAAGCGGAAGAACAUGAAGGAGUUGAACAAGAAGGAGGCCAUCGGAGACCUUCUGGAUGCCUUCACAGAGGAGCAAGAAGCCAAGCCGGCCCCCGAGCCCUCGUCCACUGAGGCCGACCGCAUCCCCGACGCUCCACCUGAGCCCCCCGCCGAGGUUCCCGACGAGACCUGGGAGGAGAAAGAGGACAAGCAGAACCCAGUACCUAAAGCCACACCUGAGCCCACUGACCUGAAAUACCAGUACAAAGAAGAGCAAUGGAAGCCGAUCGACCCCGAAGACAAGAAGCGGUACGACCGGGAGUUCCUGCUGGGCUUCCAGUUCAUCAGUGCCAGUAUGAACAAACCCGAUGGUCUGCCGAGCAUCAGUGACGUGGUCCUGGAGAAGGCAAACAAGACUCCAAUGCGGCCUCCUGACCCAGCUCGCAUGAUGAAUGUUGGUCCUGAUUUUACCCCUUCGUAUUUGGGGAACCUCGGCAGCAGAUCGGUGGGAGGACCCCGAGGCCCGCCACCUGGCCCACGUCGCUCACAGCAGGGUCAGAGGAAAGAGCCAAGGAAAAUCAUCCUCAGCAGCAUGUCCCUCGGCGACGACGUGCAGCUCAACAAGGCCGAGAAGGCCUGGAAGCCCACGGCGAAGAAGUCCACACGAAGCCGCAACGCAGAGGAAGCCGAGGCCGAAGACGACGAUCCCGAACAGGCCAAGACGAAGGAGCUGUUCAAGCGUCUGCGCAGCAUCCUCAACAAGCUGACCCCUCAGAAGUUUCAGGAGCUGAUGAAACAAGUGACGGACCUGACGAUCGACACCGAGGAGAGGCUGAAGGGAACCAUUGACCUCAUCUUUGAGAAGGCCAUCUCAGAGCCCAACUUCUCUGUGGCCUACGCCAACAUGUGCCGCUGCCUUUUGGGGUUGAAAGUCCCGACCUCAGACAAGCCGGGAGUUUUUGUGAACUUCCGCAAACUGCUGCUCAAUCGCUGCCAGAAAGAGUUCGAGAAGGACCAGGAUGAUGAUGAAAUCUUUGAGAGAAAGCAGAAGGAAUUGGAGGCUGCCAAAGAAGGAGAGGAGCGCGAGCGCUUGAGGGUGGAGCUACAGGACUCCAGAGACCAGGCUCGCCGCCGUUCACUGGGUAACAUUAAGUUCAUUGGGGAGCUCUUUAAGCUGAAGAUGCUGACGGAGGCCAUCAUGCACGACUGUGUAGUGAAGCUACUGAAGAAUCACGAUGAAGAGUCUCUGGAGUGUCUCUGCAGGCUCCUCUCCACCAUUGGCAAAGACCUGGACUUUGAGAAGGCCAAGCCUCGUAUGGAUCAGUAUUUCACCCAGAUGGACAAGAUAAUCAAAGAGAAAAAGACCUCAUCCAGAAUCCGCUUCAUGCUACAAGACGUCAUAGACCUAAGAAGGUGCAGCUGGGUGCCUCGCAGAGGAGACCAGGGUCCUAAAACCAUCGACCAGAUCCACAAGGAGGCAGAGAUGGAGGAGCACAGGGAACACAUCAAAGUGCAGCAGCAGCUUCUGAACAAGAAAGAGGGAGGCGGGGGAGGUGGUAGAAUGGGCGGGAACAUGGGGGGGCGUGGCUCUCACUCACAAGGAGGCGGCCGGAACAGCCAGCCUCAGGAUGAGGGCUGGAACACGGUGCCCAUCUCCAAGAACAGACCCAUCGACACCACCCGCCUCAGCAAGAUCACCAAGCCUGGUUCUCUGGACUUCAACAAUCAGCUGUUGGCUCCAGGGGGAAAAGGCAUGUGGGGUAGCUGGGGCAAAGGCAGCAGUGGAGGAACUGGAGCAAAACCAGCAAGCGGAGAGCAAGAGUCCGGUCGUCCAGCUACCAGCACCCUCAACCGCUUCUCAGCCCUUCAACAGUCCGGUUCGUUGUCAGCGACAACUGACUCGGAUCGCAAAGCUCCUCAGAGGUCAAGCUCCAGCCGCGAGCGCGGUGGCGACAGAGAAAAGGGUGAUCGUGAGGGCCGUGACGGCAGGAGCACCCCAAACCAAAUCACCAAGAGGAGCUUCAGCAGAGAGUCUCAGGAGCGCGGCGGCAGGGCCGGCGACCUCCGGGCCGCCACUGAGCCUGUGCGACGCGUGGCCAGCAUGACCGACGAUAGGGACAGAGGGAGCAGGGAUCGAGGGAGCAGGGAUCGAGGGAGCAGGGAUCGAGGGAGCAGGGAUCGAGGGAGCAGGGAUCGAGGGAGCAGGGACCGCGCUCCAAGUAAAGAUCUGCCAGUCAAGCGGGAGAGCGCUCCAACUCCGCCCCCUUCUCUUCCAAAACCUGCCUUAAGUGAAGAGGAGUUGGAGAAGAAGUCGAACGCCAUCAUUGAAGAAUACCUUCACAUUAAUGACAUGAAGGAGGCGUUGCAGUGUGUUACAGAACUCGACAGUGCCACGCUGCUCUUUGUGUUCGUGCGGAGCGUCGUGGAAUCGACGCUGGAGCGCAGCACCAUUGCUCGAGAGCGCGCCGGCCUGUUGCUGCACCACCUCGUCAAGGCGGAGGUGUUGCCCUCAGAGCAAUACUACAAAGGGCUUGAAGAUACCCUGGAGGCUGCAGAAGACACAGCCAUAGAUAUACCUCACAUCUGGCUCUACCUGGCUGAACUGAUCACCCCCAUGCUCCAUGAGGGAGGCAUCCCAAUGGGCCAGAUCUUCAGGGAGAUCUCCAAGCCUCUCGUGCCUCUGGGGCAGGCUGGCGUGCUGCUGGUGCAGAUCCUCAAGCUGCUCUGCAAUGAAAUGACGCCGAAGAAGGUCGGGACAAUGUGGGCCGAGGGAGGCCUGAAUUGGAGUGAUUUCUUACCCGAGGAUGAAGACGUCAACAAGUUUGUCACCGAGCAGAAAGUGGAGUUCACCACCGGAGAGGAGUUGGAGUCAAAGGAGGUGGAUGAGAAGAAGGUCCUCACUGGCGAGGAGCUGAGCAAACAGCUGGACAGACUCAUCCAGGACAAAGCCAACAACCAGCGCAUCAGGGACUGGGCCGAGGCUAACUUGGACGAGCAGCAAACCGUCUCCAACCAGUUUGUGCGAGCGUUGAUGACAUCAGUGUGUCAGUCCGCCAUUAUAUGUGACAGCCCGUAUAAGGUGGACGCACAGCAGAUCAAGCAGAGGGCCAGUCUGCUGCAGAGGUACCUGUCCGACGAGCAGAAAGAACUGCAGGCCCUCUACGCCCUGCAGGCUCUCAUGGUGCACAUGGAGCAGCCGGCGAACCUGCUGCGGAUGUUCUUCGACGCCUUGUACGACGAGGACGUCAUUAAAGAGGAAGCCUUCUACAACUGGGAAUCCAGCAAAGACCCUGCAGAGCAAACGGGCAAAGGUGUGGCCUUGAAGUCAGUCACCGCCUUCUUCACCUGGCUCCGCGAGCCCGAGGAGGAUUCUGACAGAGAAUAAAAGACUGGACUGAAAGCUGCUCCCCUCUUCCCCCCCCCCCCCCCACCCCCCCUCUCCCACAACCUCUUCUUUUGCAAGGCAGGGGGCUCUACAAAAGGCUGCAGAGAGUCACGGACAAUAUUGCCUGAGAGGCAGACUCGAAUCAAUCCUCAAUGAGGAUAAAUCUUUAUUUUUUGUUUUUGUUUUCUUUGAGGGAUGGACUCAGAAAACAAUCAUUUCUCUCCACCCUCCCUCUCUUGCUUCCUCCUCAUUUCCCCCCACCUGCUUGUCACAGCGAGUGUCCUCCUCAAAUAGACUUGAAAACCGAUGCAGCAGGAUUGCUUGUUAAAGAGGUGUGAAGUAUCCCACGUCACUACAAAACUUUUUCUCACAAAAAUACAAACCAACGGGCUGCUUUUUUUUUGUUUCGGAAGGUUCUCGAUCAUUCUAAUGCCUGACAUCCUAUCUGAUCUGCGAGAAUAAAGCCACAGGCGUGUGGUGUAGUGGGUUUUCUGAUACGUGGGUAUCGCCAUGCCAUAAUGUGUGUCCAAUCCAAUCUCGGCUCUUACGUCUUUGUCCCUUACUGGAGUGUGCAGCAUGACUGAAGUGUUUCUAUUAAUGAUACAGUGGACGAAACGUCGAGAGAAAAAAAUGUACAUGAACUAAUCUUAAUUUGAUGGAUGGCGUUUUUAAAGCAAAGGUUGCCUAUUUUCUCUUCCUGCUUCCCCAUCAUGAAUUUACGGAGGGCAGAAACAUGGAGGAUUGGUUCUGACCUUGACUGCGUAGGGUUGGUCUUAAUGCUUCCUCUAAGCCAUCCUCAGUAGUGAUUCACACUGACUGACUUCAUCUUUACCUCUUCUAUACUUAACCCUGAGCUGUCGUAGAGGACACUUAAUGACCCCAAUCACCGGUAAAACUUGAAAUCGACAGAAAAUUGACUUGACGAAAAUAUAUAAAGUUACAUAAAAACAAAAAUAAAAAAAAAACAGAAAUGAUCCGAAAGCCUUUUCUACUCUAAGUGGAAACUUAUUUCAGGAGCGUUCUGUAAAUAUCUAAUUAAAAAAAACUUCUUUUUUUUUCAGUUUUAUUUUUCAGAAACAAAUUGCUGAUGUAAUUGCAGUGUAUACUUUUCCAACAGAAACAUCAGUUGUCCAGAUGCAGAGAGGUGCUUUAGAUAAUCCAUCGAUUACUAAUUGUGGAAUUUUGUAAAUAUUUUUUUUGCUUUCUUUAUUUAAGAAAUUAUUGCUUCUUUUGCAUCGGGAACUGGAAAGGUGAGGUAAUGGAGCAUUGCAAAUAAAGGACUUAUUAAGUUGCU